This is a messenger RNA of Trichobilharzia szidati, 1542 nucleotides long. The record is from the annotation of a GenBank genome assembly. NCBI's taxonomy places the organism in Eukaryota, Metazoa, Platyhelminthes, Trematoda, Strigeidida, Schistosomatidae.
CAUCUGUUGUACCAGUUUCAGUAUGAGUAUUCACCGAGAUGACUGGAGAUAAGCUCUUUUGUGUGUCCCGCUAAUCGCUCCCAUUAUGUUUUGCAGUCUUUGCCAAAAGCUCUCUACUGAAUUACUAUGGUUCCCAGUAGGAGGAUCGAAGAUUAAUCGCUAGAAUAAUUUCGUUGAUAAAACUAAUUAAGACUAGUAAUACCAACCCCAGAACUAACUGCAACCUUAUUCAUGAUCCAAAUUAUAGGCCUUGUCCUCAAUUUAUUAUUAAGGUUAGGAUAAGGCUUAUAUUAGGGUCCGUAUAUAUACUUGCUGUAAUUGUUAUUAUAACUCUGGUCCUAACUCUAACGAGCUAUUAAUACAGUCUAAAUAGUACUUUAAAAAGGUAAUCCUGGUGAAAUUUGCUCCUUGGUUGCUUAACACUGGCCAUUUCCUUGCUAUAAUAUGGACAGGUAUCAUGAAACAGUGGAUAUCUUGCUUUCUAGGUCAUUAGAGGGUUAACACCCCUGGGAUCCUAUGGUUUAACUUUGCCCAGAAAGUUUCGAAAUUAUGCAGAUGAACACUUUUGGUGACAGAAGCUGUUUGCCGUUCAUUUGUUGGUUUCCGUUAUUGUUGCUGGCUCACAUGCAAAAAUCUGCGAGUCAAUUUAAUGGAGGGAUCGCUAUCAGAUAUGAUAUUAGCAAUAUUUUCGAAGAAAAUAUCAGACCCAAAGAAUUUAAAACAUGGGUUGAAGUUGAAGAAGCUUUCAAACUUUUCGAGAAGUUAACAAACACCCAAUAUAUUGUUAGAGAAUGUAAAUUAAACAAGAAUGAUCCACAUGUGAAGUAUGAUUAUGUGGUGUUUGUAUGCACUUUUGGAUACAAAAGGAAAUCUGAAGGCAAUCGCAUUCGUCGCAGGAAGUAAGUUACCUAUAUUUGUUAAUGCUAAAUGGACUAGGUCUAAAUACAUCGGUUGCGAAUCGAUGGUACGCUUCCGAUAUCAAUCUAAUAAAUUUAUCAUUGCAUCUGCAUUUAUGGUUCAUAAUCACCUUUGCAAUUCUGAGUAUGUAAAAAAGUAUACCAGAGCCCACAAAUUAAAUGAGCCAAAAUUGUAUAGAGUUAAGCCAGUGGUGUCUGUUUCAUCCGAGCCUGAAGAAUUGUCGGCAAUGGAUGUUAGCUACCAGAAACCCGCUACCCAUGACAACCGCUGCACGCCCGUUACACAAAACGAUGACAUCGAAAACUACCAAAAGUUGAAGCGAAAGUUUUGUAAAUCCCUCGACAGAUACGUCAGUGCAGGUUAUGUAAAAGAGGCAACUGCCUUUUUAUUGUCUACAUUUAACCAAUUGAAGGAACUAAAGAUGAACAGAUGAAGCCUCGUUAAGAACGCGAAAUGGCCCUCUUUAGGGCCACCACAUACUUCGUAUGACCAAGUUAAACUCUAAGCACUAGUGAGUACCAGCAGAGUGUGACUGCACCGAUGACCUUGAAAACGCCAAAUAAGCAAGCUAAUAAAACCUGGUAAAUAAUAUUGUAAUCGCAAAUAAAUCAUGUCUAGUGAAGU